This is a messenger RNA of Lotus japonicus, 2357 nucleotides long. Its product is annotated as casein kinase 1-like protein 10. Gene Ontology annotation, biological process: endocytosis; signal transduction; peptidyl-serine phosphorylation. The record is from RefSeq and is a predicted model, not a curated record. Bases 649 to 2019 code for a protein of 456 amino acids. Lineage: Eukaryota; Viridiplantae; Streptophyta; Magnoliopsida; Fabales; Fabaceae. The transcript is spliced from 14 exons. Gene Ontology annotation, cellular component: cytoplasm; nucleus. Gene Ontology annotation, molecular function: protein serine/threonine kinase activity; ATP binding.
AUAAUCUGAUACAACAAGGUUUUCUCUGUUCUCAUUCUUCUCUUUCACCUUCUCUCUCUUCUUUCUCUCUCUUCGCACCAAACCAGACCCACUUCCUCCGUUCAUCUCCAACCUUUGUGAUUUGUGGAGCUGCUUUUGUCUCUUCCUUUCUGAUCCAGCACAGAACCCUCUUCCUUUUGCUUCGUUAAUCUGUUUUGCAAUUUUUUUUUCUUUUUUUUCUUCUUGUGGUUCUUGGUUGUUUUCUUGUUUUCAUGGGUCAAUGAGGUCAUUGUUUCUGGAAAUUAGGGCUUCAGUUCAUAUGGUAUGGGGGUGAAUGGUUUGAGGUUUUUGGGGUGAAGGAAUGUAGUUGGAGGUGAUUCAUCUGAAUAAGGAUUUCAUCCCCAUUUAGGGGAUGUUAUUAAUUUCCUAAAUUUGAUUCAUUUUGAUUACCCUUUUUCCUUUUUUCUGAUUUUCCUCAAUUUACUGCUAAUUUUUUUGGCUAGUUUGUGAAAUCUCAUUGAAUUUGGGAGGUUUUUAGAAAAAAAAAAUAAGUUGGGGGUUUUGGGAUCCUCCACAAUCAUAAUCAUAAUCUUGUGCUGAAUUGGGCACAAAUCCGGGUGGAAAAGGCCAUUGCAGCUUCUAGCUGUUAGUGUGAUCGAAGAUCAUUUUAUGAUGGAUCAUGUGAUUGGUGGCAAGUUUAAACUGGGAAGAAAAAUUGGGAGUGGAUCUUUUGGGGAACUCUAUUUGGGUGUUAAUGUACAAACUGGAGAGGAGGUUGCUGUUAAGCUGGAACCUGUGAAAACCAGGCACCCACAGCUUCACUAUGAGUCAAAGUUGUAUAUGCUUCUUCAAGGAGGAACGGGGAUUCCCCAUCUCAAGUGGUUUGGAGUUGAGGGAGACUACAAUGUCAUGGUUAUUGACCUUCUUGGACCAAGUCUGGAAGAUUUAUUCAAUUAUUGUAACCGGAAGUUCACAUUGAAGACAGUGUUAAUGCUUGCUGAUCAAUUAAUUAACAGAGUUGAGUAUAUGCAUUCAAGAGGUUUCCUUCACCGUGACAUUAAGCCAGACAAUUUUCUGAUGGGCCUAGGACGUAAAGCAAAUCAAGUGUACGCCAUUGACUUUGGCCUUGCGAAAAAAUAUAGGGAUCUUCAGACUCACAGACAUAUACCAUACAGGGAAAACAAGAACCUUACAGGCACAGCACGCUAUGCAAGUGUCAACACUCAUCUUGGAAUUGAACAAAGCAGAAGGGAUGAUCUGGAAUCUCUUGGUUAUGUGCUCAUGUAUUUCCUAAGAGGAAGUCUUCCCUGGCAAGGAUUGAGGGCUGGCACCAAAAAACAGAAAUAUGAUAAAAUCAGUGAGACAAAGGUGUCAACUCCCAUAGAGCUUCUCUGCAAAUCAUAUCCCUCUGAGUUUGUAUCAUACUUCCACUAUUGCCGAUCAUUGAGGUUUGAGGACAAGCCAGAUUACUCAUAUUUAAAGAGACUUUUCCGAGAUCUAUUUAUUCGAGAAGGCUAUCAGUUUGACUAUAUUUUUGACUGGACUAUGUUGAAGUAUCCACAGAUUAGUGGCAGCUCUAGAGGGCGGCAUGGAUCUGGCAAGGCAGCUAUGAAUCCGGCUACACCUUUACAACGGCAAGAAAAGAUCUCAGUUGGAAAAGAGAUUCGGGAGAAAUUCUCUGGUGCUGUGGAAGCCUUCUCCCGAAGGAACCACACAAGUGCUUCUCCUCAUGUUGAUCAUGCCAGACAUAGGACUUAUGAGGAUGUACCAGUGCACAAGGAUUUGCAUUAUACCCAGCACACAUCCACACGGCAUGCCAGCACUUCAAAAAGAGCCAUGGUCUCAUCAAACAAGCCACUUUCUUCAGGCGACUAUACAGGCAGGCUAACCUCAGGUAGUAGCGGCCGUCCAUCCAACACACAUCACAGAAUUCAAACUGGGUAUGAGGCUAAACAAGCAACUUUAACUCGCAACGGGUCUAUUAGAGGCACCCGUGAUGAUCCUCUGAGGAGCUUUGAGCACCUCAAUAUCAGGAAGUAAUGAUCAAGGGUGUGUCAUUUUUAUUAUUAUCUGUCGUUUCAAAAAUUCUGACACACCUGAGAUGCAACUAGAUUGUCAAAAAUUAUGGAAGGAAACCAAAGAAUCAAGUUCAUGGAUGUCACUGAAUUACAAUUGAGGUCAUAAUGGCAUGACCUCCUGGUCAUAUUUUUGGACCAAGGUGGACUUUAAUCUGCCCUCAGGAAUGCUUCAAAAGAUUUCUCAGCCUAUGUAAACAUGUUCUUAAAUUGUGCCAGUGAUAUAACUCAAAGAAGAAUAUUUUCAUAUUAAUUACUGUUCUAGAUAAAAUUUGAGUUGCAAUGAAUUUUGUGAUUACCCCA